Messenger RNA from Ascochyta rabiei, 1899 nucleotides. RefSeq lists its product as uncharacterized. The coding region runs from base 1 to 1899 and encodes 632 amino acids. The transcript has a single exon. The record is from RefSeq and is a predicted model, not a curated record. NCBI's taxonomy places the organism in Eukaryota, Fungi, Ascomycota, Dothideomycetes, Pleosporales, Didymellaceae.
AUGUCGUGCAGAUAUCCAAGCCUGAGAACGUGGUUCAGAUCGGCGCACUCGCCAAGAAGUGAAGGUACAAAACCCAAUCCCUGUUGGCGAAUAAAUCAGGACCUCAAUUGCGUUUGCGCAGCGUGGCACAAAGGCACAGACCACCGCGCCUUCACCUCGAUUUGGCUGUGUAGAAGCUCCACUGUACACCUUACAGCCUUGUCGAAAUCUUGUUUCAAUCUUUGCACCACCUAUACUCGAUUCGCAAACUACACCUCACGACGAAAAAGGCGAGGACAAGGAAGUCCUACCAUGGAGUCGAUAGCGCCAGGACCACUCAGCGCUGCGGCGCGUACAUUCAUUGAAAAGCACACUGAAGUCGACCUUGAGAUAUCCCGGUUUGACGAGUGCCCCAUCUGCUUGGAAGCGUACGCAACCUCGUUCGAACAAAGCGUCCGUAUUAGAGAAAUCCUAGGAUGCUCUCACGUUCUUGGCUUCAACUGUCUGAAGCAGAUCCUACGCAGCGGUCCGCAACAAGGAAAAAAAUGUCCGUUAUGUCGCACACAGUGGCUCGCUCCGACCUGCAAGGGAGGCCACUUGCCUGCCCUGACACCUACCCUGGGACGAUCCUACAAUCCGUUCCAAACAGCUUAUUUGCAUGCAGCCCAAGUGGCCGAGAGACAAACUCCGACCACAGCUGCAUCCCGGAGACCAGGAUCGGCCAUUGAAGCGUCACCCAUCACGUCUGCCAACGUUCGCUUUCCACGUUCAAUUCCUCGCCGCAGUCUUGCUGAACAAGCAGCAGAAGAUGAAGCCUUCCGCACUCAGCUCAACAGUUACAACAGCUUUAGGCAUGAUAUUCAGAACAUACGAACCCGCGCUAAUGGCAGACGACCUCUUUUGCGGUCUCCCAGGCCCCUAAAUACCUCUUCACGCUUGAUGAGUGAUCUCAGGGAAAACGAGCAGCCUGGCAGAAGCAGCACUGCUACAGUCCGAAGCCACGUACCCCGUAUCAGAUCUUUCCGGGCUUGGCGUGUUGGGAGAGUAGAUCUGUUAAGAGAUGAACCUGAUGAAACGAUGGUCAAUCCACGUCCACACAGCGAUGUUCCUUGCGCUGCCACUUCGUCCCCUACACCAGGGCUGAUGGAGGCCUUGAUCUCUCCGGGGCAUAAUUCAUCACUGCACAUCCAGGAAGGUUCCUCAACGAUCCUUCCAAACCAUGACCAUGCCCUCUCACGAACGCCUGGGGACGAACCGAGCCUAGAUUCAAGCCCAUUACAUCUACCCAGUAGUACAACACAUGAUCUGCCCGCCUAUCAUCAGCCAAACGUGGAACCCUGUCAAAACAUGUCUGGCACCGGGGCUGAUGCAAAAACAGCAUCUCGACUGCGAAAAAUCAACGAAUCCGGGAACACCGCAGAAGACCUCAGCUCAAGCAGCUCAGAGGCACCGAACACCUCGACUGGCACUAUCAGAAUAUUGAGAUCGCGUUCUCCCCAUCCUCGAUCAAUUAAUCAAGAGGACGAGAGACGAACCACUCGAGAUCAUCUGCGCGUCCACUCACAUCCCAGAGACAUGCACGAGGAACACGUCCGCCUCAAUAAGCGCAAAACGCUGCACGAGAACCGCCUCAACGCACGACAGAUCCUCCUCUCCUCCAGCGAAGCCGCAACGCGCGUGCUCGAGCAAUCUGUACGCAAUCGCGAGCAGACCCUUACAGUCCGCGAGCGCGAAGUGUCGAGCAGAGAGGAACAAGUAGUGGAGCGCGAGAAGCGCGUUCUAGUGCGUGAGCAGCGGAUGGAUGUGCAACAGCAGAGUCUUGAGCGAGCUAUGGGCUUAAUUAUGAAGCAUCGUGAUGAGUUAAGAGAGAUGAUAGAGAGACAGCAGCAAGAGCUUGCCAGGGUCCUUGGAGGAGGUUGA